UAAUUCAUCUGCGAUGAAUACCAUUGACUUGCCUCCAAUAUUCGAUCUUGUGGAAGCGGAGAAUCUCACUGAAACCAAUGUGACCUGCAACAAUGGAGACUGUAUCACUGUGGACUCCUUGUUGUGUCCAACUGUGCUUAGCAAAAGUGCUCUGCUCUACACCCUCUCCUUUUUGUAUAUCUUUAUUUUUAUGAUUGGCUUAGUGGCCAAUUUCGUGGUUGUCUGGAUGAAUUUUCAAGCCAGAAUUACCAGCUAUGAAACUCACUUGUAUAUCUUCAACCUCGCUGUGGCUGACCUCUGUGUGAUCAUCACUCUUCCCAUCUGGGUGGUCUCCUUUGUUCAGCACAGCCAGUGGAACAUGGGGGAAGUCACAUGCAAGAUAGCUCACCUCGUGUUCUCCAUCAAUCUGUAUGGCAGCAUCUUCUUCUUGACGUGCAUGAGUGUGGAUCGGUACCUCUCAGUCGCUUACUUCAAAACUGCCAGCGGUGUUAAAAAGAAGAGACUCCGUUGUUGCGUUUGCAUCUCAGUAUGGCUCUUUGCAUUCUUUGCCGCCCUUCCCGAUACCUAUUACCUCAAGACAGUUUCCUCCAACAAUGAGACCUACUGUCGUCCUGCCUAUCCGGAGGAGACUGCAAAGGAGUGGCUAGCUGGCAUAGAGCUGACCUCCGUUAUUUUAGGUUUUGUCAUUCCCUUUCCUGUCAUUGCUGUUUCUUACUGUCUUCUAGCAACAGCUGUAUCAGCCUCUAACGAUCAAGAGAGGAAGCGUAAUGUGAAAAUCAUCUUCUCCUAUGUCCUCGUGUUCCUUGUCUGUUGGCUGCCAUACCACAUAGUUGUCUUGCUUGACUUCUUCUUGGCCUUCCAUUUCAUACCGUUCAGCUGCCAAAUGGAGAGCUUCCUUUAUGCAGCCCUUCACAUUACUCAGUGUUUCUCUCUGGUUCAUUGUUGCAUCAAUCCCAUCCUCUAUAGCUUCAUCAAUCGAAACUACAGGUAUGAACUCAUGAAGGCGUUUAUCUUUAAAUACUCAGCUAAAACUGGCCUUACAAAACUGAUUGAUACUUCCAAGGUUUCGGAAAUGGAGUACUCUGCUUUGGAGCAAAAUGCUAAAUGAUUGUCGCUUUGCAAAAGACGUUGCUGGGGAAGCAGAUAGCUCCUUCCCUAGUUACCUUGCCUAUACUAUAUG
This is a messenger RNA of Candoia aspera, 1180 nucleotides long. It is a transcript of the gene ACKR3, whose product is annotated as atypical chemokine receptor 3. The record is from RefSeq and is a predicted model, not a curated record. The transcript has a single exon. Gene Ontology annotation, biological process: G protein-coupled receptor signaling pathway; chemotaxis; vasculogenesis. Bases 14 to 1108 code for a protein of 364 amino acids. Gene Ontology annotation, molecular function: coreceptor activity; G protein-coupled receptor activity; chemokine binding. Lineage: Eukaryota; Metazoa; Chordata; Lepidosauria; Squamata; Candoiidae. Gene Ontology annotation, cellular component: membrane.